CGGGACCCCGAGGUUUUCUUCUCUGGGGAUAGGGGGCAAAGGGUGAGGAGGAGGAGAAAGAAAUCGCUCGAAAUCUUCUCGGUCCCAGGCAACCGCUGCUGCCCCUUUGAUGUUUUGGUACGCCUUGCGCAUGCGCCUCACAUUAGAAUUACUGCACUGGGCAGACUAAGUUGGAUCUCCUCUCUCCAGUGAAACCCUCAAUCCCGUCCAAAACUAAAGGGAUGUGGAGAGUCCGGAAAAAGGGCUACUUUGGGAUCUGGCCGUUCCCCUUAAUAAUCGCCGCUGUCUGUGCGCAGAGUGUCAAUGACCCUAGUAAUAUGUCGCUGGUUAAAGAGACGGUGGAUAGACUCCUGAAAGGCUAUGAUAUUCGGCUGAGACCAGAUUUUGGAGGUCCCCCCGUGGCUGUGGGAAUGAACAUUGACAUCGCCAGCAUCGAUAUGGUUUCUGAAGUCAAUAUGGAUUAUACCUUGACAAUGUACUUCCAGCAAGCUUGGAGAGAUAAGAGGCUGUCCUAUAAUGUAAUACCUUUAAACUUGACUCUGGACAAUAGAGUGGCAGACCAGCUCUGGGUGCCCGAUACUUACUUCCUGAACGAUAAGAAGUCGUUUGUGCACGGAGUGACUGUCAAGAACCGCAUGAUCCGCCUGCAUCCAGAUGGGACGGUCCUUUACGGCCUCAGAAUCACAACCACAGCUGCCUGCAUGAUGGACCUGAGGCGGUACCCACUGGAUGAACAAAACUGCACCUUGGAAAUUGAAAGCUAUGGAUAUACAACUGAUGACAUUGAGUUUUACUGGCGUGGGGAUGAUAACGCAGUAACAGGAGUAACCAAGAUUGAACUUCCACAGUUCUCUAUUGUAGAUUAUAAACUUAUCACCAAGAAGGUUGUUUUUUCCACAGGUUCCUAUCCCAGGUUGUCCCUCAGCUUUAAGCUUAAGAGAAACAUUGGUUACUUUAUCCUGCAAACAUACAUGCCAUCUAUCUUGAUCACUAUCCUCUCCUGGGUCUCCUUCUGGAUUAAUUACGAUGCUUCAGCUGCAAGAGUGGCAUUAGGCAUUACAACUGUGCUAACAAUGACCACUAUCAAUACCCACCUCCGGGAAACUCUCCCUAAAAUCCCUUAUGUGAAGGCCAUUGACAUGUACCUGAUGGGGUGCUUUGUCUUUGUUUUCAUGGCCCUUCUGGAAUAUGCUUUGGUCAACUACAUUUUUGGGAGGGGACCUCAACGCCAAAAGAAAGCAGCUGAAAAGGCUGCCAGUGCCAACAAUGAGAAGAUGCGUCUGGAUGUCAACAAGAUUUUUUAUAAAGAUAUUAAACAAAAUGGGACCCAAUAUCGAUCCUUGUGGGACCCAACUGGAAACCUCUCCCCAACUAGACGGACUACCAAUUACGAUUUCUCUCUGUAUACGAUGGACCCCCAUGAGAACAUAUUACUGAGCACUCUUGAGAUAAAAAAUGAAAUGGCCACUUCCGAGGCUGUGCUGGGACUUGGAGACCCCAGGAGCACAAUGCUGGCCUGCGAUGCCUCCAGCAUCCAGUAUCGGAAAGCCGGGUUACCCAGGCAUAGUUUUGGCCGAAAUGCCCUGGAACGGCACGUGGCACAGAAGAAAAGCCGCCUGCGGAGACGCGCCUCCCAACUGAAAAUCACCAUCCCCGACUUGACUGAUGUGAAUGCCAUAGAUCGGUGGUCCCGCAUAUUCUUCCCAGUGGUUUUUUCCUUCUUCAACAUCGUCUAUUGGCUUUACUAUGUGAACUAAAACAUAGCCUCCCAUGGGAAGCAAGGACUAGAUUCCUCCUCAAACCAGUUGUACAGCCUGAAGUAGAACUUGGAAAACACAUCACUCCAGGACAAAAGUGAUGCUAAAAUACCUUAGUUGCUGGCCUAUCCUGUGGUCCAUUUCAUACCAUUUGGGUUGCUUCUGCUAAGUCAUGAAUACACUAAGGUCCCUGUGGUUUUCCAGUUAAAAUGCAAGUGAUUUGUACACAUGCUGGCAAGACUGAGUCUGAGUGUCCCACUUUAUCUGCUUAGUAUACAGCCUAUAUGGAGGGCAGUCAUUUAGAAGAUACUCUAGAAGGGUCAAUAGCGUCAUCAGUCAUUUUGCAGAGAAGCGGUCAUACCCAGAUACUUCCCAUCUUCCUUCCUAAGGUUGGCAUGUGAUCUGCCGUGCCACGCAGACAUGCUGACUGAAGAUGGUCUAUGCCUGUCUUAUUAAGGUGAUAAUGGUGCCAUGGGAAGUUAAUUCCCACUGGAUUGUAGAAGGUUCUCAUGUAGUUCAAACAGGAUAGGGAGAGUCAGGACAGAGACUCAGGAAACCAUUUUGGCCAGGCUCUGUUUGCUUGAGCAUAGGAAUCAACUCCAACAUCUUCCACUUUGACAUUUAGAGAAGGGGAGACUUCUGAACGUUUUCAUGCAUGGGGGCCAAAGAAAUUUUUCUAAAAGGCUAUUUCCGAGGUCGUUAAACUAAGAGUUAAUAACCCAGAGCAGAGUGGAAAAUCCAGAAACAGCUGUUGUAACAAAAUUAAAGCAAGUGAGCAGCAUGACCCUUAUCAGCCCCUUGCAGCAUCUGGUCCACACAUACUGUGUUCAGUGGCGAAAGGUAGAGCGGGAGACAUUUUUUUCCUCCAACCUCACAAGCUUUUGACAGCAUACCUAGAGAGGUUUUUAUAGUUUAUCUAAUAAAAAGACAACCCCCAAAUAGAAAAGUUAGUGGAAUUAGAAGCAUCUUAGGUUACACUGGGAGUCAUCCCAAUAUAUGAAUAUAAAGCACAGACAGAGCUAGCAAACAGGAUGCUUUUCUCAGACAGUGUCAGCUGUCUCUACAACAUUUUCCUACAGUUUAUUUCUGAAUUUAAUAGGUUAUUUCAAAGGAAGGAUUUGUUCAUUUCUUUAGAGGAUUAAUGGUCUUUUCCAACUUUUCUUGCUUCUGAAAUUCUGAUUAUAUUCUUAAGAGACAGACAAAGUAAGGCUUUGGAGAGCUUUCGAGAGAACUAUGUUUCCUUGUGUGCAGUGAAGUUCACCUUUGUAUCUUUCAUAGCAAACAGUACUUCAAAGAUUAUGUGCACAAGUAGGGUUACUUUGUAGGUUUGCUGGGUUUGAUUUUUUUAAGGGUGAUUUCAUUGUGUAUGUUGCAACCUGCCUAAUCAAAGAAAAUAGGAAAAGUCAUGCAAAACAGAAUAACAUUAACAUGGUGAAUGUUAUGAGCCUCAGUUGAUACUGCAGAAAAAUAUAUAACAUAAUCAGGCAGGCACGAUGUAUUGUUUUUAUUCAAUUUUUAAAUUAUGUCAUUGUGCUUCUUUCUAUACUAAUUGGAUAUAUGCAUUCAUAUGUUGGACAGGAAAGAGAAUAAGCUAAUAUAUUUUAUUCUGUCAGUGUGCGGUUCGUAUUUUGCAUUUCUCGGAGAAAAUAGUGAAUUGCUCAUUUUUCCUUAGAGUUUCAUUUGAUUGAACUUUUUCUUGGAGGAUGACUUUGCUAUUUCUAUUUAAAAAAUAAACACUUCUUUUCAGAGUAACAUCCCUAAUUGUGCAUAGUAGCCAAGACCAGUAUCUGCCUGUGGAUAAAAUGUAUGUUUUCUUUCCCUGAUGAUUCAGCAGCUUCAAAUAUGAUGGAGUCCUGCUGCCCUUCUAUUUCCACUAUUAGAGGAAAAAAAAAGGUUUAGCAUCCAGCUUUCUGAAUUUGCCCCCCCCCAAAUGGGAUGAUAUUUUUUUUCACCAGCAUAGGGAACUCUGGCCCUUAUUUUUUUGAUUAUACACUUGAACACCUCUGAGUAUGAUCUUUGGGCAGAAUCCAACCUACAUACUGCCCCUGGGCUCAGAGCAGAGAGUCCUCAAGUUUCUCCGGGGACACACUUUCCCCUGGGCAAUCAUUUUGGGACAUCACGCUAAUAAAAGUGCCUGCCCCUUGUCACUAGGGCUUAAAGUUUGAGUAGCAUAUAUCAGGAAGGAGCAUAUUGACAACUCAGGUGUACAACUCCAAAAUGCCAUUCUGGAAAGGUUUUUCUAGAGACAACUCAGAGCUCCAAUCUAAAAGUGGGCUCUUAAUUGCAAUUAUCAUAAAAGCCAUAAAAAUCCUUCAUAUUGUCAUUAUGGUUACAACAAAAUUUUGAUGUCCAGGGAAGUCAACAGAGAAAUCUAGAUCAAAGUGGACAGAAGCAGCUUUGCAACAUGAGCCUCAAAAGCAUAUGACCAGGGAUUCAUUUCCGCCUGCAGUGAUAAGGAAAAUCUAGGGAAAAGGAGAAGAUGGGACCUUGAAACAGAAGCCCUAGAGCGAAAUCCAUAUAUUGGCAUUCAGUAACCAUGUAGGUAGAAAAAACUGCCUCAUCCUGCCCAGAGAUAACAGUAGAUAUAGAAUUUAUUCUUAAACUGUAUUUUUAUUGUAUUUGAAUUGGAUUUUAGUCACCAAAUUGGGGGAGGGCCAGGGAGGGGUGCUAGAUCUUUAAGUCUUCAAAAAGACCAGUCAGCUUGAUAUCCAGUGUUUAAAUUUAAGGACCACAAAAGUGUGUUUUGGCAAUUCUGAUAUGGUAUUACUAUCAGUUUAUACAUAUAUGUAUAGUUUUUCUUUUGGUAAAAAAACAGCCAGAUAGCCAGCAAUUAAGGUGUUUUUCGUCUUUGUGAAAUUCAUAGGCAAAUUCUGACUCUAAAAUGCACAGUCUAAAUGAAAUCUUUGAUCUCAAUCUGUAUAUAUAUUGUACAUGACUGCUAGUAGGUAUGAAAUGCAUUUUCAGAACUGAAAACUCAUGCAACAUAAUCAUGUGUUUGCAUAAGGAAUGUUACAAUUCUUUGUACUGCAAUUCAAUAACGGGAAAAGAUUUAAGCAGUGCCAUCUAGACCUUUUCUCAUUUCUUCAAAAGCAGUGCUAAGUGAAAAAAUAAUAAUAAUAAUAAAAAUGGUUUAGGAACCGGAAGACUUUACAUUCUAGCAUUAGGAACACAAAAAAAUCUGUCAGCUUACAAAAGCACAAUGCAUAGAGAAAGUUCAGUGGAAUGCAUAAUGGGGAAAUGAGUCACAUUUAUUUUAAUCAAGACCCGCAUUAAAUUGGCAACUAAGACAAUUUCCAUUUUCUAUAGGUAACUGUUGUCCAAUUUUAUGAUUAAAGUCAUAUUCAAUAACAAAAACAGCCAACAAACAGGUCUACAACAUAUCUACAUGUAUAUAUGUGUAUAUAUAGAUCCAUGUAAACAUACAUACAUAUA
This is a messenger RNA of Balaenoptera musculus (blue whale), 5189 nucleotides long. RefSeq names its product gamma-aminobutyric acid type A receptor subunit beta2 (gene GABRB2). The record is from RefSeq and is a predicted model, not a curated record. Gene Ontology annotation, cellular component: GABA-A receptor complex; membrane; neuron projection. NCBI's taxonomy places the organism in Eukaryota, Metazoa, Chordata, Mammalia, Artiodactyla, Balaenopteridae. Gene Ontology annotation, biological process: chemical synaptic transmission; nervous system process; signal transduction. Gene Ontology annotation, molecular function: GABA-A receptor activity; neurotransmitter receptor activity; extracellular ligand-gated monoatomic ion channel activity.